This is a messenger RNA of Ceratosolen solmsi marchali, 2671 nucleotides long. It is a transcript of the gene Hen1, whose product is annotated as Hen1 methyltransferase. The coding region runs from base 47 to 2446 and encodes 799 amino acids. Gene Ontology annotation, molecular function: RNA methyltransferase activity; O-methyltransferase activity. NCBI's taxonomy places the organism in Eukaryota, Metazoa, Arthropoda, Insecta, Hymenoptera, Agaonidae. Gene Ontology annotation, cellular component: nucleus; cytoplasm. The transcript has 5 exons. The record is from RefSeq and is a predicted model, not a curated record. Gene Ontology annotation, biological process: piRNA processing; siRNA processing; RNA methylation.
AGUGGCGAUUAAUAAACAAUUACGUUUUGAUCGCCCGAGUCGAACGAUGAUCGUUUUAUUUUUUCAUGUUUUCUACUUUCUCGAGAGGUUGGUUUUUGACCUUCUCAAAAGCAAAGCCGAGGAUGACGCUUCUGAUAAAUCUGAAAAAGCUGAAUUAGCGAAUGGCAGCGAUAGCACCCAAGUAUACGUAGAGCAGAUGAGCGAAACAAUAUGUAACGACUUGAGCGGAUUGAAGCGUCGUUACUCGAACGACAGUUCGUGCGAGGAAUUAAAAGCGACCGUUAAGUUUUCACCGCCGGCCUAUAAGCAACGUUAUAUGGCGGUUGAGCACAUCUUGACCGAAUUAAUAUGCAGCGGUAAAAUCAAAAAGAUCGUUGAUUUUGGAUGCUCGGAGCUUGAAUUGUUUUAUUAUCUGAAGAAUUUGACCGGGGUUGAAGAGUUGCUAUUUGUCGAUAUUGAUAAGUCGAUCUUAGAAGCUUGCAAAGAGAAGGCACAGCCUGUAACCACCGACUAUAUGCAUGCAAAGACAAAUAGUUUUAUUGUACGUAUAUUGCAGGGUAGUGUCACAGAGGCUGAUAAACAUUUAGAAAAUAGCGAUGCUGUUAUCUGUAUGGAACUAAUCGAACAUCUUUAUCCAGAACCCUUGAUCGAAUUACCUUAUAAUAUAUUUCAUUUUAUAAAGCCACAAGUGGUCAUUAUAACAACUCCAAAUGCGGAUUUUAAUGUACUUUAUCCAAAAAUGAUUAAAUACAGACAUCCAGAUCAUAAAUUCGAAUGGAGUCGCCAACAAUUUCAAGAUUGGGCAAAUAAUAUUAUAUCCAGAUUUCCCGAAUAUACUGUAACGUUUCAUGGGAUAUGCUAUGGACCGGCGGGAACUGAGGAAUUUGGUGCCUCUACUCAAAUGGCAGUGUUUCAUAAAACUUUUGAUUUAGAUACUGAUAAAGUACCAGGUGUGGAAGGCCUUUUCAAAACUAUAGCCGAAUACGUAUAUCCAAUUAAAGAUGACAAUCGCUCAAAAGGAGAUAGAAUUUACAACGAUGCGGUUUAUUAUAUACGAAAAUUUUCUUUCGAUCAAGAAGAUACAGAAGAAAUUCCACUUAAAAAUUUAUUAAACGUCAUGAGAGAUUUUCAAAUAUUAUUGGUUGACUUAAGAGAAAUAUUAGAAAAAAAUAAUUGGGUUGUCGUCGAUCGAGAAGAUGGACCCGUUGUUUUAGUUCCUCCUGUAUCACCCUUUUCCGAUAAUAAUAGUACGGAUUCCACAACGUGGUAUCAUAAUUAUUCAUUAGAUGAUGAUCAAUGGAAAAAUGAAUCAGAACUACAAAUCAACAAUGUCAAUUCUAAUCAUAGCUUUAACAAAUAUUCAGAUGAUGACUAUUGGGAUAGCGUAUCAAGCAUAGAAAAUAGAAAUAACACUACGUCAAAUACUGUCCUUAGCCCAAGUAUAGUUUAUAGUAAUCGAUUUGUUUAUCAAAAUAAUGAGUUUCCCAAUAAUGUAGUAACAGAAUGUGAAUCGACUGAUCAAGCUAAUUCAUCUGGUAAUAAGUCGGUAUUUAUUUGUAGUUUUUCUGAGACCAAUGAUUUAGAAAAUGAUUCCGAUACUCCAACAAAUUCUUGUAUCGAAAGGCAAACAUGUACGACGUACGCACAUAGUAAAAUUACAGAAGCUAGUACUUCAUUCUUUUCCACCCAAUCGUUUCAGGACAGCGAAUUAAAUUAUGAGGAUGAAAAUGAGAUCGAAUCAUCUAGUGUAAAUACUAGUAUGUGUAGUAUGUUUUUGGAACCAAGUAAAAUGAGCGAGGAUAUACGUAUAGAUAGCGUAGAUUCAUUUUUGGAAACUACAAUAAGUUCACCAGUAACUACUGAGUUGGUUAUGAAUUUGAAUAAUAAUGCAUCAAUAAAUGAUGAAAAUGAAAACACAUUUAAUGAAUUAAAAUAUACAAGCUCCCCGCUUAUCCUAUUAUCACCUAAAUGUAAGAAUAUUGAGCAUAAAACCAAAUACCAAAACUCAAAUUUAGCUAACAAAAGUAACAACGAAUUAGUGCUUUGUACAAAUAACAAAUCAAAAGAUACAUUUGAAGAAACUAACAAUCUAUUGGAUGAUACUUGUACGCCAACAAAUUCAAUAACAAUGGAUAAGAUGGAUAGUAGGUAUUCACCUGAGACAAAGGACUCGAGAAAUUCGGAAGAAAUGAACAAUAGUAAUGGUGGAAUACUUACGGAACUUAAAGAUACGAUUAUCGACUCAAGCAUCGACGGACAAAAAGAGUCAAUAUCAGAAAAUGUCUUUUCAGAUAUGUUGCACAGCUUAUCACUUAGUCAUUCCAAUAUUAUAGAUUCCGGUAUUGUAGAUUCUACAAUAAAUAAUUGCGUAACAGACUCAUCAAAAAAUCAUUCUAAUGAAUCAGUGGAUGUUACAAUCCACAAUUUUAAACAAUCUGAAUUAUGAAAGAAAGAAUGUAAUGUUAUAUGUAAACAUAUACGUGCGAUAUGUUUCAGUCGCUUAUUAUUAUUACAUGGCAGGAUGAUAAAAAAAAUGAUACACCAAUUAAGUUCUCUUAUAAAAAUUUAAUACAAACAUAUUUGAAAUAGAUUUAUAAUUUAGUUUUCGAAUGAAAAGCAGACUUGGUGGUAUUGUACUUAUUAAAUACAUGCUUAUGUACAUAUACAUAUA